Dicentrarchus labrax (European seabass) is the source of this 8755-nucleotide messenger RNA. It is a transcript of the gene negr1, whose product is annotated as neuronal growth regulator 1. Lineage: Eukaryota; Metazoa; Chordata; Actinopteri; Moronidae. Bases 119 to 1441 code for a protein of 440 amino acids. The record is from RefSeq and is a predicted model, not a curated record. The transcript has 8 exons. Gene Ontology annotation, cellular component: neuron projection.
CCAUCACGAGCCACUGGGAACGGGUUGCCCGGGAAACGGCCGCAUGGCAACAGGAUCAGAGCCUGGGGGUUGUCUGCUUCUAGGUCUGCUCCCAUUUUACAUCGCAUUUCCUCACUAGAUGGUGUGCAAGCCACUGGAGAGUACACUUCCCCGCACAGUGGGCUCUACAUCCAGCAAAACAAAACCUGGGAAACUAUACGGCGGACCAUUUCUUUACGGGGCUCCGAGGAGGAAAAGUGUGGAAAUAAAGCGUCGUUCGCGUCAAAGGUUUUCUUUUUUUUUGAGCACAACCCGACGCUUUAUUUUUUUUUUUGCAACAAGAAGACUUGGGGGAAAAAAGCGGCAACAAAAUACAGCUGUGAUGGACAUAAUGAUUGCGGUGCAGGAUGCUUGUGUCUCUGGUCAGUGGCUUACUGCGAUAAUUCUCAGCCUGUGCUGCUUUCUGCCGUCCUGUUUGCCCGCUGGACAAACUGUGGACUAUUCCUCGGUUGAAAGUGUGGUCAGCAGACAAGGCGACACGGCUCUACUGAGGUGCUACCUAUUGGAUGGGAUCUCUAAAGGAGCCUGGCUGAACCGCUCAAGCAUCAUAUUCGCAGGGAAUGACAAGUGGUCUGUAGACCCACGCGUGUCCAUUGUGUCCAGCGUUGGAGACAAACAUGAGUACAGCCUUCAGAUACAGAAAGUGGAUGUAACUGACGACGGCCAGUACACGUGCUCCAUUCAGAGUGAGCGUAACCCACGGCCAAAGCUCCUCAACCUUAUUGUAAAAGUUCCUCCCAAGAUAUAUGACAUUUCCUCUGACAUCACGGUAAACGAGGGCAGCAACGUGUCGCUCAUCUGUACAGCCAGUGGGAAACCUGAGGCAACCAUUUCCUGGAGACACAUAACCCCAUUAGCCAGGAAGUAUGACAGCGGUGAAUAUCUUAACAUCACCGGCAUCACAAGGGACCAAGCUGGAGACUAUGAAUGCAGCGCUUUAAAUGACAUCGCCUCUCCUGACACCAAAACAGUAAAAGUCACGGUCAACUUUGCCCCCUCUAUCCAUGAGAUGAAAAGCCAUGGAGUUGGUCUGGGACGCACAGCUCUGCUAAGGUGUGAGGCAGCUGCUGUCCCUUCUCCGACAUUCGAGUGGUACAAGGGCGAGAAAAGGAUUAUCAAGGGUCAAGGCAUCGACAUCAAGAGCCUCAGCUCCAGAUCAGUCCUCACAGUGACCAACAUGACAGAGGAUCGUUACGGGAACUACACAUGUGUCGCCUCCAACAAUCUAGGGACGGCUAAUGCCAGUGUGCCUCUCAUUCCAAUUAUUGAACCCACCACCACUAGUGCUGUCUCAAGCCCAGCGCCCAACACUGCACCCUAUGGGAGCACAGGAAGCGCAUACGUCCCGCUGGCCUGCCGAUACCUGGUCCUGGCUCUCUCCUCCUUCAUCAGCGUGUACUAGCAGAGGCCAGCCCAGACACAAUGACUGUCGAGAGCAUUUAUGAAUCCUUUUUGACAUUGCUGAUGGCUGGAAUCCAAUCUGGUACAGUUUGUUGAAAAGCCGUAAGGGGAAAAUAAUCAGCGUUACUUUGUGUGGGGAAUUUUAUUUUUUUCUUUGCUUUUUGGUGAAAUUUCUGUCAUGUAAAUACUAUGAUGUUUUUUUUAUUAUUAUUAUUUCCUAUCUUCUUUUAUGAUUGAUUGACCACCUUGUGAAUCAGUGCUCAGCCCCAGCCCCACUCCACCUCCACUCAUAUCAAAAGCCCCUAAACUUCCCAAAUGAGUUACUUUCAUGCCUCUUUCUCUGGGAGGCGAUGGAGCAAAAUUGACAUUUCCAUCCGUUUUUGUACAUGGCUAAAAAGACGCAAUUGUGCCAAGUCUCUCAGUACACAGAAUUACCAUACCAAUGUUGUAUUGAAUGUAUUAUGGGUUGUUGAACAAAGGAAAGACAUUUAGAUUCCUAACAAUACAAAUUCAGAUUAUGGAGUGUGCUAAAAAAAAAAAAAUACAGAAAAACCGAAAAAAAACAAAAGAACAAAAUAGGCAGGGCUUUUUCAGGACCUGUAUUGUCAUGAUUACUCAAUAGAUGGAUGAACAGUGUUGAAGGUGUGCUUUGUUGUAUUCUGAAAUGGGUCCUUCAGUUACUAUGCCUGCCUAACAGAUUUGAUCAGGCAGCCGUCAAAGUAGCAAGGUAUACUGUAUUGUAUCUUUAUAUUUUAAUAUAGUGUAGGCUUUUAUUUUGAAGUGGGACCAGCUUUUCUCAUUCGACCAAGAACAUUAACACAGUUCAUGACUUUGUACAGUAUGAAGGGAGGAACAUCGCUGCCCUAUGUUUACAUUUUUCUUGAAAAUAUAAAUACUACAGUAUAUACUGCAUACUUUUUUUUUUCAGUGAGUCCACAUAUUUGUGAAUGUUGCAACAAACUGUUGCUGUUGGGGAGAAAAAGCGAGUUCAACUGUUUUAAGCUUUUCUCUUAAAGAUGCAGUUCUUUGAAACAUGCCACUUCAGUGGGCGUCUGAGCAGAGGGUUUUGUCUCUGAAUUUGCUGUGUACCUAUUGAUCAUCUACUGGCUGAAAACCCACAGCUGCACACCGUAGGUCGCUUGAAGUUUUUGAAGAUACUUAGAUAAUGGAUUCUGGCAAAGCAGCAGCUAUCUUUCUUUACAGAUAGUUCAAUACUUAAAUAUAUUACAAUCACUGUUACAGUAAAUAUAUUUAUUUAAUUGUACCAGUUAACAAGUAACGGAAAUUCACGCCAUGUAACUUAAGAUUUCCGGCGAAACAUAAUUGGUAAAGUACAAAAAAGGUACUAAUAAUGAAACCUGCUUUGUGAGUGCUUCUCAAGUUAAUUAUGAGAAACAGAACACAAAAUAAAGUUUCUGAACAUGCUCAUCACUACAAACAUGGUCUAAGGUGCUAAGAGCUCCUCCAAGAUGAGUGUCCGUUUUAUUAAACACUCAAACAGUGUCCACGGCGCCAGUGAACAUCCGGCAGGGUUGAGAACAAAUUAAACCAUGAGGUCGUUUAAUAGAAGAAAAUGUGGCUUUUUGUUCACUGAAAUCAACCAUAUCAAGGCUCAAAAACAACAUUAUUGUAACGGUUUACUUUAUGACAAGACAGGGCAUAUUCAUCCUUAACUAUCUUCAAUCCAUGGUGUAAACAGAGAUACUGUACUGUAAUGCCUUAAUAGUACCAUAGACAUUAAAUGAACCUCCUUUAAAAGGACACUUCCAGAAUAAAAUACAACUCAUUUGUUUGACAUAUUACUGAUUAUUGAAUGUUCAUUAACCAAUAGCUGACUUAUCUUUCAAAUUAGGCAUUCUAUUCAGUAAAGACAAACAAUUCUCAACUUAUGGCUCUCGCAGGUAUUUUCAAAUAAGCCAGAUGCAUCUGAUAAAAAUGCAGUAUUUGUCGUGCAGGUUGACAUGUUUGCAAGUCUUGCUUUGGAUUUGGAUUGUGUUAUAUUUUGGCCCACGAUCGAGGGACUAAUAGUACCCAAGUUCACACAGUAUUUUCACAUGAACUUGUAACUGCAAACCUAUAGAGAAAUAGCCAUCGCAGUUAAAAGACUUAAAGCACAAACACUGUUAUUACUUUAACGUUUUGUGAUGAUUUGUUUUAAGGUCUGCUAAACAUUUUCUUUUAUUUUAUUGUUUGUACUGAAAUUGUUAUCAGCUUGUUUUACAAAUUAUGAAAAUACUGCACCAUAUGAUCUUGUUUAAAUGUUAAGGUAUAAUGAAAAUGGGUCAGAAAUAUAUUUAUUCUCUUCCUUUAUGAAAACAAUGUAUAAAAAAUAGAUUUGAAACUGUAAAACUGGAUAUGUGACAUUUAUUUGAAUGAGGCACAGUAUGGCAUAGUUUAUAAUGUUGUCGGGUUCAUUUAGAUGCCAUAACUGUUGUUGAUUUUUUGUCAGACGAGUACAUUAAAAAGAACAAUGUUUGCAAUCAAAUUACCUACUUUUUGAAAGUGAGAGGGUGUGAACCAAUAUAACAGUAUUAUAGAACAGAAUCAAUGUGUGUAUAUUUGGAGAAAAUAGGAUACCUUUUGGUCUUUAGAGCCAGUGUGUAGUCAUAGUUUUCACACACUUGCGUGUUUGACGAUGUGCAGAGAGUAUGGUUGUGCUGCAUGUCAAAGUUAACCUGUGUUUUUUGAGGUGGCCAUUUUACAGAUAUUCAUACUUUUUAUGAAUGGAACCAGCUUUUCAACACAGUUGGUUCUUAAACCUGGUCUAAAAAUACAUACCUCCUACAGACCACCAGGCUAUGAUUGUUUGUGAUUUAUUUGAAUCAACUUCGCUGAUAAACUAAAACAACUGCUAUUCAGAGUCAUAAUGAUUAUUGUGGCACAUUGGUGACAGUCUGGAGUUAUGUUGGUUGCUUGUCUAAGCAGUUAAGACCAUGCUAGUAUUCCAUAUGAAAUGUACUGGAUGUUGAUUCUUUUGAAUAAUGGUAUUAACAAGUCCCUUUUAUCGAACAACUAUUAUUUGCAAUAAAAGUCUUCAUGUUACAAUAUAAACCCAUAUCUGAGUUAAUGAGCAAAGGGGUUGUCAUUAUCACUGGGACAGGGUUUGAGCCAGAUUACGAUAUGUUCUUAAAACAUAAAGUGCUCCGUCACUGCAUUACCCCUACCCCUGCACCCUUUUCUCUAUAAGCUGUAUCAAUAUUUAUAUUGUGAGUUAGCUAAACUCAGAAGGAAACUGUUGGCUGUUACCUGGUAAGAAUGCAAGCUGGUGCCUGUUUGAUCUGCCAAAGAUGGUUUGUUGGAGAAGAGAGUCAGUACCAUUUAGAUCAUUUUUUAAAACUUAGUAAGAAUUUAACACUUUAUUUAGGUUGUCCACCCAUAUAUAGUUUAUAGAGUAUGUGUAACAUUUGACUCUAGAUGAUAAAUUAUUUAUAGUGUAUGUGACAAUUCAUGAGCAUACCCUAACCAAUAUGUUUUUUAUGCCUAAAAAUAACCAAACCUUAACCACAGUUGUGUAAUGUCAGAAAACGGUUGUUGGAUCUCAACUAAUUAGAUAUUGAAAUGUUACAAAUACUCCAUAGUGUAUCUAUAGGUGGACUAUCCAGAUAAAGUGUUAGGAGGAAAACAGCUACCUAAUGUUUCUCUUGGUCUAUAAACAAUUUUACGUUGGUUGACAGCACGUUGGCUAACAUUACAAUUGGAUCAAUUUAGGACCAGUUUAAAUUAUAUACCUUCAGCUUUAAUUGUCACCAGAUUUUUAUUUUUAUGUCAUGAUUAAAAGAAUGAAAAACAUGUGAGCUACUGUAAGCUGGUCUGGUUUUCUACAUACAGAUGUAUUAUAGUUCUUUGAAGUGAACUUGAAUUAAAAUACUGAUUGAAAUGUAAUUGCUAGUGGCACAGUUAAACCCUGGUGAGACAAAGGAGGGAACUCGAUCGCUCUAUUUGCUUCACAAUAUUUUAUAAUUUAAAAUAUAUCUUUUGUUAAGAACAAUCACAAACGAAACAAAGGUAUAUGUCUAAAAUAAAUUCUCAUAUCAUGUUAGUAUUAUGUUUGAGCGCUCACAACGUUUAUUGCCCCUGUAGAAGUACUACUGGGUCCAUUUGAACCCCAUACUGGACAAUACUGGCUCAAACACUGCUGGGACUAUUCUCUGCUCGUACAGUGUAGCUUCAGUUAUUGAAUCAUCUUAAUUUUGCAGUAUCAUGCAUAUUUGAUCCCCUCCCCUCUGCCCUCAAACACUGUAUAAAUCCUCCUGAGCCCAGAUGGCCAGAUGCCACAGUACAUAGGAUUAACCACAGUUUGCACUGCAUCAUCAUCAUUGACUGGAGUUUGUCGCUCAGUAUAUAUGAUCUGGCGAUAUUUACAAACAUAAAUCACUGCUACCUUUUUUUCCCCCUCAACAGCACAAGGCUUUCAAGUAUCCUAUGACCUGAAUACACUCUUGACUAACACAUCCAUGGUUGUGUGACCUACCUCAUAAAAGUUCAGUUGAAAAAGUCUUGUUGAUGUAUAAGCUGAAAAGAGGCCACGCCACCCACCUGCAGAGAUCACUGCCUCACCUCGCUCCCAGCUGACAGCGGAGGGAAAAAAAUCUCUCCACUUUUGAAUUUAAGAUAAGAGGAUUUUAAAUAUUCAUGCCAGUGCGUAUUAUUACGGCCCCACUAUCCCCACCCUGAAUUUUUAAAUUACCCAUUUCAAAGCAUCCUCCUCCUCUCACCCCGAUGUAUCUGAAUCAUACUGUUCUGUUUGAAUACAUUUAUGACAAAAGUUUGGAAACAACAAGGUGUUUAAACUCUUGGAGGAGGACAAGUACUGUACUGAAUGUGCCUUUAAAGUAUUUUAUCAAUCAUAACCCUUAUUUAGAGCAUUAUUGCCACAACAAAUAUUUUAGCUGUUCAAUAAUAAAAAAUUAUUGCUCACUUUACCGUUUUGAUUACAUUGGCCAUUUAUAACAUCAACCAAACCAUCAAUCCCUCACUCCACAAGCAUUCCACAUUGGUUGCAGAUAUCAUAUAAUAACAUGACUAUGUGUUUGUGCUUGUUUGAAGAAGAGUGGUUUCUGAAAGAUAAUUAAGUUUAAUAGUUAUUCUGACACAUGUAACCCACAAGUAGCAUAGAAUACAAAUUUAAAAAAUGAAUGAAACAUAGUGAAGUGUCAUCAUAAUUAUAAAUAAUUAUGAUUAAUACAUAGUUAAAGUUCAGUGUAAUUGUGUGUAUUUAUCUUCCAGGGAAACAGGAGCAGGGUUCGAAUCAUCUUCAUCCUAGAUAUUUUCAGGUCAAACUGUAUAGACAAACUGUUUGGUUUCAUUCUGUAACACGGGCAGGGCUGUGUUCGACAGGGACGUUCAUUAAUAUUUUCUGUGAUUGACAUACUGUAUCUGAUUCUAUCUAAAAUGUUCCUGCUGCAGUUAAAAAAAAAAAAAAACUAAGUUUAAACAAACAACAAGAAAUAUUUUGCAGAUGAUGUGUGACUUUGGUUGUCACUGUAGGAAACAUUGUGACAAACUCAGAUACGGUGUUGCCAAUGAAAGCUGACGUAGGGAGGUGAGGCAAUAUAUUGCAAGUGGCAUUUACAGUCUUAAAAGACAAACAUGAAUAAAUACUGACAAGGAGUCAUUUUGUGUUGCAGCUAAUACAAAUAUUCAACCUGUCAGCGUAUGUUUUCAGCACACAAUGCUUUAGUGUAUUGUCAUGUGACCGCUCAAUGCCGGAUGUUUGCAGUUUUCAUUCUGCAAAUUAACAUAUGUAAAACAGCGUUAUCCUGCAGCAAAAUUAAGGCAGUAUAUACUGUAGGUUAUGGAAAUUAUUAGCGUUGUGUCAAAAUGUUGUUUGGCUCUUCAACAAAGGCGUCUGUGGCCAGCAUGAACAGAGAGGAGAGUGAAGGAGUUGUGAGAGAGGGAUUCCUCCUGACCCUGCGGUUAAUGAAACUCUUCCUGUGCCUUUGUCAGUUUUAACUGGGAGAUUGUGUCAUACUACACACUGGAUCUGCUGCCUCCUGCAGUCGCCAUCCGACUUCCCUGAGCAGCAUACUGAGUUGUCGUAUCAAAAAAACCUCUGUUUCUUGAGUGCUAGCAUUCAGUAUGGUAGAUAGGUUUGUUGCACAGCAGUCAAAAACUACCCCUACUGUUAAACGAAGGCAGAAAAAGAAACAAGAAAAUUAUUUCUCUAAUAACCAGUCUCUGGGCAAGCUUCAUUCAGUUGUAAAUGGCAUAAAAAUGCUCAGGUUUUUUAAACAGGCCUCUUUCUUUUCUCUGAAACAUUUAAAUUGGUACAAAAACAGUGAGUAAUUUCUGACUGGUGUGACUCUCCAUUUUCUUUGAAAUCCCUCUGAUAUUGUGGCAGCUGCCAAUGUAGGGGGGACGUGCUAUUUUAAAAAGAGGUUGCAUCAAGUAUUUGUCAACCUGUCCCUCAUUAUUUCCACUGAACUGGAAAAUAAGUUGCCAGGCAAUGAUGCAGAGCCUGAGAUAAUGCCUGGGUUUUAAAGCAAGCUAUCUAAGCCAGGUCUCUCCAUGACGCCGAUGACUGAAUCACACACUGCGAAGCGUUUUCACGUAAAGCUCCCGGGCAAUUGUCAGUUUUCUUGAAGGAUCGAACAGUUUGCCAUAGAGAGAAUGUCACCAUUUGACUGACAGUAAAUGUAAUCCUAUUUUAUUUGUUUUCAUGCCUCAAAAGGCAGAUUACACAUUGUUUUAUAUACACUGAAUGACACAGCAAAUCAGUUCUUUGUAGCACCAGUUCAUCGUAUGUGUCCUCAGUGUUGUCUUUGUUUAAAUGGAGUGACCUCUAGUAGAGUUAAAGGUAUGAGGUGCGGCAUUGCUUCUGUUUGUUUCUCUAAAUUGAAUAUAAUUGCGUACGCCGUUUCUGUUCUUUUUACAAAAAAUGGGAACGGAACAUUAUGAGGUUGACAGAGACAUCCUAAAUUUCUUCUAUGUGGGCUUUUAUUUCUCUUUUUUAAUGUUUGUUUUAUUUAAAUCUUCAAAUCAUCAUGCUGAAAAAUUAUGUGAUGAGAAGUCUGGAACAGAAAUGUUUACUCAAAUGUGUAUGAUGGUCCUUUAGCCACCAGGGAUAUAGUUGUACAUUUAUAGGCUCUAGAUCACUGGAAUGAUAUAUAUGGCUUUAAGUGGCAUUGAUAUAUCUAUAUAUAAUAUAUAUACAUAUAUAUUGAUAUUUGUCCAGAUAUAAGAAAAUCCAUGUACUUUAAUUACUUUAAAGCUUACAUUGUGUAUAGCACGUAUGCAAGUCCAUUUUCAUCAUGUUUGAUGUAAUUUUGUAGCAGUGGUUUGAUACUAAUAAAUGGCAGUUGAUGAUGGAAUUGUA